GUUUUUCUCUCUUGCCGUUGAAGUAGACGGAAGUUCAAAAUACACAAUCCUGUGUGUUUGUGUUUCAUAUAAACCUUUGUCUCUGCUGCCUCAGAGUAUACCUCAAUUUAUAUUCUGAGACAGUAAUGGAGAGUUCACCAAAUCCAGACAAAGUUUCUGGUUUGGUUGUUCAAGAAACAUUGAUUAAGCCUACACUGAAAUUCUAUGUUCGACGAAAGUAUACUAAGCGGCUCAAUAAGUUACAAAACGUCGAUGACUCUGCAACUUCUCCACAAAAGAGUAAGAUUCCUGAGUUGGUAAAUUCAGACUUUUCUUCAGAUUUCAACAUAGAGGAUACAGUUAAAGAGAAGGUUGUGAAAAAGAGUGAAGAAUCAGAAAAAUUUAAAAUUGAUCUACAAAGUCUUCAUGGUACACAAGGGAAGAAAAACUCAAAAGAAGAAAUCGAAGAAAAAACUGCUCAGUCAACAACUCUUCAAGAUGAUUCACAAUAUGUUAAUGGAGAAAGAAAGGAGAACUAUUCUGAAAAGAUAACAAAAAAACAGAGAUUUCAUAGGCCGAGGAUUUUGGAAGAUGGCAAAAAACCAAGGGAUCCUAUCAAUCUUCGAAUGAGAACUAUAUCUAAGAAAAGGAGUAAAAAAGAGAAAGACGAUGAAGAGGAAGAAAUAGUAGAGAUUCGAACUCCAGAGAAGCAGAGUUGUCCAAAGAAAAGGAAAAACAAGGCAAACAAGAAUGUUGCUAGAACCUUGCCAUUUGAUGAAGAAGUUAUUGCUACCUGUCUUCAACUCAGUAGAAGUUGUGAGCCUAAUUUUCCAAAAGGCAAAAGGAGGAUGACCACUCUUCGUAGAACUGAUUUUCAUGUCUUAAUAUCUCCAAUCUCAUUUCCUAUGCCCAUCUGGAAAAAGCAGUCAAAAAGGUCUGAUCGAAAGAAAAAUAUGACCAGAUGGACCAUGAUUGCUUUGUCUUUGGAAUGCAUAGAAGAAACUUUGUCACUGGUAGAGAUUCAUCAGAAAAAUGAAGAUAUGAAAAGGAUAUCACCAAAGCUGAGUUUGAUGCAGUCUAAACAAAAAAUAAAAGCUGGCUCGAAGGAAACUAUAAGAAAAGCUAAGAAAAUAGGCAAACUUGUAACCCAAGAGAAAAAUCAUGAGAAAAGUAAUGGGCGUCAAGGUGCUGCAAUUCAGAGUCAAGAUUUAUUCAUAACAUCAUCAGUUUGUGUUGCACCAAAAUUAGACACUAAUGAAAAGAAAGUUAUGGAGAAUCUAAUUCAACAAUUGAAUUAUCAAAAAGAUCACAAUCUUUCAUCUCUAGCCGAUGUUCCAUUACACAUAGAAGAUACACUUAUGAGAUCUGUUAAUGACUUAACGCAUGAAGAUUCUAAGAAAAAAACUAAAGGUAUUGCCAAGUUAAUCAAAGAGAUGGAAAAAUUAAACAUCAAGCGAAGAGUAACAACUUUGAGCAAGGCAAAGAAAAAGCUGGUUAUUGCAAAAGUGAAUCUUGAUCCUGAAACCAUUAAAGAGUGGGAGUUAUUAAUGGAGAACGAUAUACAAAAGAUAUCCCAUGCCAACGAAGAAGAGACAGAGUCUAAGUGGAAAGGAGAACGAGAGAUAUUUCAAAGCAAAAUAGAACUCUUCAUCAACCGAAUGCAUCUUAUACAAGGCAAUAGGAAAUUUAAACAAUGGAAAGGCUCAGUUGUGGAUUCAGUUGUUGGAGUUUUUUUGACACAAAAUGUUUCUGAUUACCUUUCAAGCAAUGCUUUUAUGAGUGUUGCUGCAAAAUUUCCAGCAGGUGCAAAAGAAAAUCUGGAAAGCUUAGAAUAUUUCAUUGAGGAACCUCAAGAGAUUAAUAACUUUGUCGGUGAUAGCCAAAUACCAACUCAGACUAGGGACAAUGAUGCUGAAAGUUCUGUUGAAUAUGUCUCCUUAGAAAAAAAUUUGGAACAACCUGUGAAAGAUGCAAAAAGAAAAAACAAAAAAACAGGUAUCAUGGAAGAUGAGAAUGUUGAUUGGGAGAGUUUGAGAAAAGUCUACACAAAAGAAACAAUUAAGGAUACAAUACAUAUGGACACUGUUGAUUGGAAUGCUGUACGGUCAUCUGAUCAACAAGUUCUUGCUGACACCAUCAUAAAACGAGGACAACACAAUGGUCUUGCAAGAAAAAUCUUGAAAUUUCUCAACAACGAAGCAAAAGAAAAUGGAAGCGUGGAUCUUGAAUGGCUUCGAGAUGCUCCUUCUGACUUAGUGAAGAGAUAUCUAUUGGAGAUCGAAGGAAUAGGGUUAAAGAGUGCUGAGUGUGUACGACUUUUAGGACUUAAACAUUCAGCUUUUCCGGUUGACACAAAUGUUGGACGUAUAGCAGUUCGGCUUGGUUGGGUUCCUCUUGAACCUUUGGCAGAUGGUGUUCAGUUGCAUCAAUUAUUUCAAUAUCCUUCAAUGGAUUCAAUUCAAAAAUAUCUUUGGCCACGACUAUGUAAGCUUCCUCAAGAGACACUGUACGAGUUACAUUAUCAGAUGAUAACAUUUGGAAAGGUCUUCUGUACGAAGGUUAUUCCUAAUUGUAAUGCAUGUCCGAUGAAAUCAGAAUGCAAAUAUUUUGCAAGUGCAUAUGUCAGUUCCAAAGUUCUUCUCGAGGGUCCUAAAGAAAAGACACAAGAGCCAGACACUUCAUACUGUCAUGAUGUUGAUGCAAAGCUGCCAUCAAAGAUAAAUUCGAUUGAAGAAUGUGUUUCUUCUACUGAAAGCAGUAAUCAAACUAACUGUUGCGAACCAAUAGUUGAGUUUCCGUCUACUCCAACUAGAGAAAUACCAGAGUUAUUAGACAUUGAAGAUACUCCUUGCAGAAUUUAUUGUCAGUCUAAUAAUGCAAUUCCUGGAAUUGGUAUCGAUAUGGAUGCAUUGAAGCAAAACGUAGUUGAUGCACUACUUUUAAAAAGUGGAACGAUGUUCAACGGUGGUUGUAAUGACGAGAUUUCAAAAGCAUUAGCAGUCAUGACCCCAGAGAAUGCCUGCAUUCCAAUGGAUUUGCCCCGCAAAACAAAGUAUUAUGACAGAUUACGAACUGAACAUGUGGUAUAUGUGCUUCCUGAUAACCAUGAGCUUCUCAAUGAUUUUGAGAGAAGAGAAUGUGAUGAUCCUAGUCCAUAUCUACUUGCCCUUUGGCAACCAGGUGAAACGCCAUACUCGUUCAUGCCGCCAAAGAAGAAAUGUGACUUAGAUGGAACAAACCUCUGCACGAUUAAGACUUGUUCUUAUUGUUGGAAAAUACGUGAAGAUAGUUCAAACACUUACCGUGGAACAAUUCUGAUCCCUUGUAGAACAGCAAUGCGAGGAGGUUUCCCACUAAAUGGCACAUACUUUCAAACCAAUGAGGUUUUUGCAGAUCAUGAGACGAGUUUAAAACCUAUUGUGUUUUCUAGAGAGUUGUGUAAUGGGUUGGAGAAGCGUGCAUUAUAUUGUGGGUCAUCAGUGACAUCUAUUUUUCGGUUAUUAGAUGAAACAAGAAUUCAACUAUGUUUUUGGACAGGAUUUGUAUGCAUGAGAGGGUUUAAUCGAAAGCAAAGAAAUCCAGAAGCACUCGUCCGCAGACUACACACCCCACCUGAUGAGAGAGGAGAAAAGCACAUGAGAGACUGAUGUUUUGUUUCGUUAUUUUUAGUAUUUUUUGUAGUUAUCAAAGACCUUGAAGAACUCUUUUUCUAGUUGUAGGCAAGUUCUUUUUCAUCUCAUAUUUGUGUUCAAAAAUGAAGUUAGAUAU
Eruca vesicaria subsp. sativa (arugula) is the source of this 3747-nucleotide messenger RNA. The record is from the annotation of a GenBank genome assembly. Lineage: Eukaryota; Viridiplantae; Streptophyta; Magnoliopsida; Brassicales; Brassicaceae.